Molecule: messenger RNA, 8620 nt
Organism: Mya arenaria
Lineage: Eukaryota; Metazoa; Mollusca; Bivalvia; Myida; Myidae
Product: transcription factor 12-like
Exons: 24
Coding region: 142-2259 (705 amino acids)
Biological process (GO): regulation of transcription by RNA polymerase II
Cellular component (GO): transcription regulator complex
Molecular function (GO): DNA-binding transcription factor activity, RNA polymerase II-specific; protein dimerization activity; RNA polymerase II cis-regulatory region sequence-specific DNA binding
Source: RefSeq, a predicted model, not a curated record
CAAAGAAAGUAUACAGUGUGUACUCCGAGUAGAUUCAAAAUGAUUGUCAACCGUAUGUGAUUUUUUGUGGAUAAUUGAGUUUGAUUGUGCAAGAUCUUGGAUUUAACUCCUUCUUGAUUGUCCUGCGAAUUAAACUUGGCUAUGGACGGGAGGUACCCACCAGGAGGAGGCGGGGCCUAUCAGAGGUUUGGAGAAAGAAUGCACAUGCAGCCAGAUAAGGAACUAAAUGAUCUGUUGGACUUUAGCGCGUUCAACGAUCCCUACCACAAGAUGUUCUCCCCUCCCGUGAGUUCCGGAAUGAAGGGCCCCAGCCAGGGAAACAUGGAUAUGUAUAACGCCUACAAACAAGGGGAGGAAGUUGGAGCAGCAUGGUCACAAGGUCAAGGUCAGCCUCCGGGUUACGGGGAGUCGCGGGGAUAUGUAGACAGUCAGUACAACGGUCACCCAGUGGACAACAUGCAUCCUUUUGCCAACAACAACGAUAUCAUCAAUAAGAAUUCUGAUCAUUCAUUCCCGAGGCCCGGAUUUUCCCGGGACAGUUUGACACCCCAGAACAUGAUGGGAGGCGGGGGAAUGCCGAUGUCACCGGGACAACUAUCGCCCCGGAAACAACAGAUGUCGCCCUAUUACCAGGGGUACAAGCCAUCGCCAAUGGAUGAAUCUAUAAGAGGUCGCAGGGGAAGUGGCCAGUCUGUCGGGAACAAGCGACCGAAGGGCUCGGUCUACUCUCCGGGUCCAGAGGAUUAUGGGCAGGACUCUCCAGGCCGGCCUUUCACCUCGCCAAAACCCAUGUAUCCUCCGGACAACUACUUCAUGGAUGGGGGAUCCCAGGGGAACUCCAACCCAUGGUCAAAUGGAGGCUCAACGUCGACAUACCCUUCUUCCAUGUUACCAGGCAACUUCAGUCACACACAGAGCUCAUCUCAUAACAACAUACACCCCCAUGAAAUGGGAUACAACCAUCCUGUUUCACCCAGCCAGGACCACUUGAUGGAUCCUGCCCUGCCCCCUAUGUCAACAUUUAGGGGCCAGCCCCUUCCCCCAGCCAGUGCCACUUACACAAAUUCUUCGUCUUCUGUUGCUCCCGGCAACCAUGGAUCACAGACCGGUGACGCCCUCGGGAAGGCGUUAGCAUCUAUAUACCCGACAGAGCAUACGAGCAGUAGUUACGGCUCCAACCCCUCAACACCUGUGUCUUCACCUUCUCCCAUGACAGGAUCAUCUAGCCAAUGGCAGAGGCCGUCACAACAGUCAUCUACCUCACCACAGUUUGAAGGACCCCUACACUCACUGAAGAGAGGAAACGUCCAAUAUGUUCAUGGUCGUAUGGAAGAGAGACUAGAUGACGCCAUACAUGUGUUACGUAACCAUGCCGAGAUGCCCCCUAUGGGUCCGCCCCACCAAGGGGGUCCGGGAGGUCAUCCUGGGGGCCAAGGUGGUCACCCUGGGGGCCAUAUGCUUCCUCCAACAGGAAAUUCACAUUCCAACGGUAUCAUGGCAAAUAUGGGUGGGCCGUAUUCGGGUAUGAUGGGACCCGGUGCCAGUAAUUCAGACAUGGGCGGUCCACCACCACUAACUGACGCAAGUGGAUCGGUAACCUCCCACGACCACCAAACCAAGCCGGGAGGGGGAGGAGGAAAAAGUAAGGGAGGGGAGGGAAAAGAGAUUAAAAAUGAAAAAGCAGACGAUAACAAGAGCGACACCUCGGGAGAUAGUAAGGGUGGAGGAAGCUCGUCUGCGCCAUCAGAUAAAGUCAAGAUUACACCACCACCAUCAAAACGAUCAAGGAAACAGGAAGAUACUUCCCAUGACGACCCCCUUGAUGACCUUGAUGGUUCCGGAGAUGAGGAUGAAAGUCCGGAGACAAAGGCGGAACGGGAGAGAUUACGGAGACAGGCGAACAACGCAAGAGAAAGCACCAAGGAGAAGAGGCAAGCUAACAAUGACAGAGAAAGAGUCCGAGUGCGUGACAUCAACGAAGCUUUUAAGGAACUCGGAUCAAUGGUGACAAUACAUUGUGGUACAACUCAGCCACUAACGAAACUCAUGGUGCUUCAGCAGGCUGUAAACGUUAUAACUACGCUAGAAACUCAAGUUAGAGAGAGGAACUUAAAUCCCAAAGCAGCAUGUCUGAAGCGGCGGGAGGAGGAAAAAGCCGAUGAUAUACCGGGCCGACCAAUGAACGUAAAUGCGGAGGAUCUACAACAGGGCAAUAUGCCACCAAAGUGCCCACCAGACGGAGGGAAACCAUGGUGGUAACGGAAACCAUAGCAACACAGAAUCUGCAGGAAAGAUAAAAUGAGCCACAAGAAUAAAAUAACCCACAAUAAAAUAAACUGAAACCAUAAUGACCAGCAACUGAGGAGACAACAUCGUGUUGUGGUUCUUGCACGAAUGUAAAGCCUUAACAGCUUUGCACCAGUUGGAUCGGCCCGCUUAAAUGAGGCUACAUACCACAUAGUGUUGAGGUUACUGUACACCAUUUUUUUGGAGUUAAACUGAUAAGUUUAUGAAAGUAAGGUUUGUGAAACCACGAUUUUGAUGACUAAGUGAUCUCGUCUAACAUAAGGCUACAUACCACAAAGUGUUGAGGUUACUAUACACCAAUUUUGGAGUGAUCUCUGCGGUUAUAAGUCAAUAGACAAUAAAACAGGGUUUGGCAAAAGUAAACAGCUUAAAGGGAUUGGAAGAAGUCAAAAAGAAUAGCCAUUUUAGGCUAUCAAACAUAUAAUAAGUUUAAUACCUUUAAGCAAUUUUGUCUUAUGGACUGAAAAUAAGUAGAAUGGCCAAGUGUUCAAACUUGGUAACAGGGUUAAAAGCAGAUAUGGACUGCUAUGCUUGUAAAGGUCAAGGUCAUAGAAGUGAAAUGAGGUCAAAAAGGUUGUGCUGCAAUUUGGUAUUGAAUAGAAGUGACAUGAAAUUAUUCGAUAGGAUGCCAAAUGCGUGGGUUUGUUUUACUUGACAUUUCUUUGCUUGUGAAAGUGGCAGCAACAUCUCACUGAUUGAGAUGUGAUACCGAGUGCUCUCCGCGGGACAAACAUUUAACUUUGCCUUGCAUUAAUGAAAAGAGUUGUAUUGACCUUUAAGUGCUUGCUGGAUGUGUUCAAGGUUUUUCCUUAUGGUUGGAACUUAUGUUUCUGUGUGAGGUAUGAAUUUUGGCAGCGGAAUUUCGAAGUGUAAACUGAAUAUAAUUUCUGUAACAUGUUAGGUAUAUUAGAACAAAUCCUUAGUUAAAGAAACAAAAUGGUUUAUUUUGAUUGCUUACAAAGAUAUAGUUUAUGGUGUUUGUAUAAGUUUUAUUGCACACAUUACACUGAAUUUGGAAAUGAAUUUGUCAAAGCCAAAACAAAGUAUCAGGCAAGAAUUUGUUUUGAAUGUUAAUAAUUUUACACACUGAAUAUUUUUUCAUGCACAUUGCUGUUUGUCUAUUGUUUAAUUUAAUUACAUUAAUCAAUUGAUUUCUAUCUUUAAAGCUGUAGGUAUACAUCACGAGUGCUGAUUUGCUCUUCCGAACAAUAAUUGCUUAAAAAUCUGUGCCAUUAUCAUAAACUUCCAUGAAUUGUGCAUUUGGGUUGGAAAUUUCCAUGAUUUUUGAAUUAAGGUCAGAAAUGAAUAUUGUAUCUUGUUAAGAAAUGUCAAUGAAUUUUGAAUGAAGGUCAGAAAUUUCCAUGAAUUUUGUAUCUUGUUUAGAAAUGUCAAUGAAUUUUGAAUCUAGGUCGGAUAUUUCCAUAAAUUUUGAAACUUGUUAAGAAAUUUCCAUGAAUUUUAUAUCUAAUUCAUAAAUUUCCAUGAAUUUUAUUUAGUAACUGAGAAAGAAAUAAAGAAUUGGUUCAUUGUAAUAUACAUGUAAAGAGGCUACAACAAACUGCUAGUGUCGUUAUUCCCACGGUCAGCCACUUCCUCAUGGGCUUGUUUUGAUUAAGAUCGUGGUCAAUCUUGUCAGAUUUUCGUUAUUUUGCUACAUAUUUGUGUGAAUUGAAAGCAUGCUGAAGUACCAUGAGUUUCGUUAGUGGUUGAGAAUGCCAUUUUCCUUUUUAGUGAAAUAACUAUGUACCAAAUUUUGAUUUUUACUGUUAUAACUAUGUAUUUAUGAUUCAAACAAUUUCAGUGAAAUAUCGUUUGUAGAUCUGAGAAAAAAUAUACAAAAAUUAUUGACGGAAGUGUGAAGUUGUAUACAUGUAUGAACUUUGAUGAACUUACAAGCUCAUUCUAUAAAUAGAAUCAUUCUAUAAAUAGUAUCAUGAUGUCAUUUGUAUAUAUUUAGUAACAUUUAAUAUUUUUUAUGUCUUAUAUAAAAUACAUAUUUUAUUUGCAGAGAUCAAUUGUAUGAUAACAUUUUAAAAUGUUAAACUGUUGUACAUUUAGGGUUAUGAUUGCUAUGAUGCUUUUUUCAAUGUCUGCAUUAUUUUAUAUUAUUUGAUGUGCUAUUAUUUAUAUUUGUUCAUUAAAUUUUUUAUGUAGCAUUGAAGGAUGACAUGUGUGUGUAACUUAUUUGGUAUCAAUUUGUUGAGGUUAAAAGCAUAUUGGAUAAAGAUGAAAAUUUAAAUAAUAAAAAGAAUUGUUAAAAAAAUCCUCAUUUUUUCACUACAAAAUUGUGGAAAAUAUUUAUUGUUUUCGUGCAAAAAACCAAAAUCAUUAUAGCAAUUUGAUAAAAUACUGUUGAAUUUUUUGCUUUUCUGCUUUUCAAAGAAAAAAGAUUGAGCUUUUGUGAUAUAGGCUUGCUAUUUUUAUUGUGAAAAAGAUUAAACCAUGGCCAUAACUCAAAAACCAUUCAAGAUAUUCAAAUGAAACUUUGUACACGAGUUGCCAGGGAUACAACUUACCAUCAAGUUCCAUAACUCUGGUUUCAAUUUAUGUUGAGUAUUUCCCCUUUUUUGACUGAAAAAUUACAGACAGGCAUUGGUGUUCGCUCCGCUGUUCUCUUCUUGAUGUAUAACCAAAUAAACUAGUUUGUUUGCUUGUAUUCCAAAUUAGGAUUAUGGUUUUUAUACGUAUGAACUUAGAAGAAAAUAAUUUAACAUAUUUAUGUGUACAUAAAUUACAAAACUAAAAAUGUGCUUUUUCCCGUGACUUUAAAUACAUUAUACAAACUUGUGCCUUUAAUUUUCAAUACAUUUUUAAAGGUAGAUUAUAUUGUCUUUGAGUGGGAAUGUAUUAAAACUAUUUAAGCAAUUAUCAAGGAAAGACAUGCUAGAUGAAAAUAAAAAUGUUUGGAUGGCGAUCAUAACUCAGUUAUGUCUGUCAGACAGAUAAUCAUUAAAAAAAUCCUCAUGUAUCAAUUGUAAUUAUUUUUUUCUGUAUUUGAAGAUUGGUGAUAUUUUAUGAAUUUAAUGAAAGCAGCUUUACAUUUUUUAGACCUCUCGUGAAUUAUCAUAAUACGUAUGUGCUUUCAUUUAAGCAAGGUAUACGUUUUUGCCAUUGACCCGUUGCCAGUAAUCAAUUGAAAAACUCAGUUGAUCGAAUAAUAGGAUUUUUGAAAUCAAAAUGUUUUUCACUGUUUUUAAAUUUUUGCCUCCUCUCGGAUUCGAAUCAGGGUGCCCAGGGCUGGGACACAAUAACAAGGAUGUGAUUUCUGUAAUGAAUAUAACUUUCGGUGCUCAUUUGGUGAUAUACAUGAUGAUCUUAAACAGAGCAAACAAUUAUCUUCUAUAUAUUUUAGAAAUCAAGAACAGCAAAUACAAGUAGUUGCAUUAUUAAAUGGAUUGUCUCUGUCAAAAGAUCAGGAAAAUAUUCAGUAAUUGCUUUGAAUGUAUGCUCCCAGCUUCUCAAAAAUCGUGUUAAAUGGACAACCUCUGUCCAAAGAUCAAGAAAAGUUUCAUUACUGGCUUUUAUGACUGUUUUCAACUCCUCAAAAAAUGUGUAAUCUCCCUUUAAUAAUGUGAAACUUCCAUGCAUUUUAUGUGUAUUUUAAAACCUAGGUGUUAUUUAAAUCAGUAUUAUCAAGUUUUCAUGCAUUAGCUGAGAUGUAGCUUUACAGUGGGUGGAAUUACAUUUCUUGAAAAAUCUGAAAGUCUGUUUCACUUAAGUAUCGUUUUAUCAGUUUUUCACAAUGAUUGCUUAAAAAAUGUAAUUUAUUAUAUAACUAUUUUUUUUGGUAAGAACACAUUUUCUUGAAAUACUGCAAUUAUUUUUUUAUUAUUUUGUAGAUAUGUUUUUUGAUGAGGUUCAUUUAUAAAACACUUAUAAAUGCCCAUAUGGAAGCACAUUAAUUGCCAUAUGCCACUUACUGAAAAUUAUGUAAUGUCACUAAUGGAAAAUUAUGUCAUGCCAUUAGAUGGAAAAUAAUAACAUGUCACAUUAAGGAAAAUCAUGUAAUGUCACUUAUUCGAAAUUAUGUUUUGCCACCUUUUAAUGUUAUGUCACUGUUUGAACAAUUAUGAAAUGUCACUUAAGAAAAAAUGUAUUGUAACUUAAGACAAAAUGUUUUGUCAUUUUGGGGAAAUUAUGUAAUGUCACUUAUGGAAAACUAUUUUACCACAUUUUGAAAAAUAUGUUAUGUCACUUAUAGGAAAAUCUUGUAAUAUCACUUAAGGAAAAUAAUGUAAUGUCACUUAAGGACAAUAAUGUAAUGUUGCUUAAGGAAAACAAUGUAAUGUCACUUAAAGAAAAUAAUGUAAUGUCACUUAAGGAAAAUAAUGUAAUCUCACUUAAGGAAAAUAUGUUAUGUCACUUAAGGAAAAUAUGUUAUGUCACUUAAGGAAAAAUAUGUAAUUCCUUUUAUUUAAUACUUUUUUGUCACCUUUAGCAAAUUUAUGUAAUGCCACUUACGGAAAAUUGUUCUGCCACUUUUUGGAAAAUUAUGUAAUGUCACUUAUGGAAAACUGUUUUGCCAUGUUUUGGAAAAGUAUGUAAUGUCACUUAAUAAAAUAUUAUGUUAUGUACUGCUAUAUUCAUUUUUGUGGAAUACAAAGCAAUUAUUUUUUGGUCUUUAAACUGUUAAAAAUAUUGUUUAUAAAUCUUGUUCUUCCAAUCUGAUUAUUGUUGUUGUUGUUGCUAUUAUGUUUUGUCAGAAUGAAUGUUUUACAUGUGUAGCAAAAAUGUCAAGUUUUUCAUGUGCUUUAAGAAUAUAUUUCUCUUAAAUUGCAAAGUGUUGAUCUUCAUAAAUGUAUCUCAUUUAUACUAAUUCUAGUAUGUUUUUUAAAAAAUAGGAUAGGAGAUGAUUUUAUUAUGGUUUUAUUUUAGAAACAAAAAUUCUCUGUAUAAAAAGUUAUAAAAAAAAAUGCACUCCAUCAGAAAAUUAGUGUUGCUAUAAAAGAGGUUGCAAAACAUUUCUUGUACAAAUUUGUAUUCUUGUUGACUUAUUUUUGUGCACUACGUCAUCGAGGUAUGUGUACAUUAUGCACAUGUAAAAUGUCACAUAAGAAAGUACAAGGAAAUUGUUUUAUGUCUGAAUCAGCAAGCAUACAAGUACAAGUUUUAAUAAAUGUUUCGAAAAUAAAGUAUGAAAUUUUACUUCCACUUUUACAUGUAUGUGUAGGUACACAUCUACACAUACACAUACAUGUGUUAAGCAACCUCUCGACUGUCUGUUUUUACUCUCAAAGACAGACUUGUUUAUUCAAUGCAAAAAAAUAAUAUUUUGGAGUUUUUAAAUUUGGCAUAAGAAAAUAUAAUAUAAAUGUAUCUUUAAGUUUUCCUAAAAUGUUGAUAAGUCAAUUUCAAAUAUUAAAAAAGUGGUCAUGACAUAUCAGUAUUUAUUUUUAAAGCAAUGAAGUUAUUGUAAAACCAUUUACCAUUGUUUGAUUUUCAUGGUGCAAACUGAACAAGUAGCAUGUAAUUCUACACAUUAACAUAUGUGUAGAUGUGUUUAUGAAUGUAUGUAUGUGUACGUGCGAUUAUUAAUGUGUGUAGAACUUUAUGCCUUCUUUGAAUGAACUUUUAUGCGUAAACAUGACAUUUAUUGGGUGAAAUUGGAAAGUUACUGAGGCAAAAAAAAAAGAUUUUGUUUAUUUUUUGUUUCUUUUAAUUAGCAACAGUUUUGAAACUUUUGGGUCAUUCUGAUUAUUCUCCUUAAAGACAAGAUUAAAAUUCACAUUUGGUUUAUUGAUGGCAAACCUGCAAAUCCUUUAGGCUAAGCAAACAAAAUUUAUGUCUGAAUUUUCUUUAAUCUGGUGGACUUGAUUGAGUAACAGGAAACAAAAAGUGUCUUUUUUGGCCUGAGAUAAUAUAUAUACAAUAUUCAUGCAUAAAGUUUACAUACAAUGUAUUGUAUUCAUACAAUGUGACACCCAAUGUAGGCAUAUGUAAAACAGAACUGUACAUACAUACUGUUUGAAUAUAUGUAUACAUGCAUGUUUAUGUUCUAAAUAAACAUAUAUUGAGCAUUCAACAUAUGUGCUGUAAAGGUAAGCACAAAUGUUUUAAGCAUGCUUUUUAUGGUAUGCAAAUAUGUUGAUAUUUUUUGUCAUUUUAGAUGUCCAUAUGUAGCAUACAAGUUUGUUUACACAUAUAAUAUGUAGUUGUGUACAUAUGUGUGUGUAUUUGUACACGUGUAUAUGUGUAAAUGUGUGUUUGAGUGUAUAUGUAGAACAUUUUGCCUUCAGUAAAUAAAUUCAAAUGUACAAGAACAUGUUUGCCACAAGCUACUUGUGGAAAAAUAAACAAUAAAUUUUAUAUACUU